UUCCGGGGCGGCCCGGGAGGUAGGAGUUGAGAGUUACCUGAAUCCUCUAAUUAAACCACAGCAUAAACAAUCGUAUUCUGCGAGCUGAAUUAUCCGCCUCUCUCAGGCGACAGCCUCCUAUGACAUCGGUAGGCUCAGCCGCGUCUCCAUGACAACAGGCACGCGAGGAGCUCUAGGACCCUCCCCCUUUCACCCGCGUGGAAGGGACCUUAGUACUCUGAAGAGUCUUAACAUAUUGCCUGCCGGUGCUUUGUUCUUGACCACGUUCAGAAUUUGCGUGUAGCCCUUUAAAGGCUGCCAUACGCAACGCUGUGCGACUGUGCCUGUUUAUGCAUUUAUUUGUUUUCCUAUCAGGCAUUACGGAAGACACCUGCUUCAGCUGCUGACAACUUUGCUGUGUUGAGUUGGCAUUUCGCUCGUGGCUGCCACACUACGAGAAGGGAAGAAAGGAAUAGGAGGAUCUCUGUUUUCUGGACAAACAAACGUUUGAAGAGGCUCAACAUUUAAUCCAGAGUAAGAGGAGGAAAUGACGUUCAGAAAAGUAAAUAUUUUCAUCCUAGCACUUGCUGUUGUUAUAUUUUUGCUAGUGCUGCAUCACAACAUACUGGGUCUCAGUGAUCUCUUGAAAAGAGAAUUAUCAGAUUCAAGUGCAUUAGGACUUCAGCCAAUAGAUUUUAUACCUGAGGCUCCUCAAAGAUUGACAGAGGAUUGGAAUGACAAGGAGAUUCCUGUGGUCAUUUCAGCAUCUGAUGACAGGCUUGGUGGUAUAAUUGCAGCUGUGAACAGCAUUCAGCAAAACACUAAGUCCAAUGUGGCAUUCCAUAUUGUCACAUUGAAUGACACAGUGGACCACUUGAGAUCAUGGCUUAGUAAAACUAGUCUGAAAAAUGUGAAAUACCGAAUACUGAAUUUUGACCCUCAUAUGCUGGAUGGAAAAGUGCAGCUUAACUCAGAAAUGCCAGACUCCAUUAAACCUCUAACCUUUGCAAGAUUCUAUCUGCCUAAAUGGGUCCCAAAUGCAGAAAAGGCCAUUUAUUUGGAUGAUGAUGUGAUUGUUCAAGAUGACAUCCUUGAACUUUACAACACUCCACUGCAACAGGGUCAUGCUGCUGCAUUCUCAGAAGAUUGUGACUCUACCUCAAAUAAGUUUGCAGUUCGUGGAGCAGGAAACCAGUAUAAUUACAUUGGAUUUCUUGAUUAUAAAAAAGAAACAAUUCGGAAGCUGUCCAUGAAAGCAAGCACCUGCUCUUUCAAUCCAGGUGUCUUUGUAGCAAAUCUAACAGAAUGGAAACUACAGAACAUCUCUAAGCAACUGGAGAAAUGGAUGGCACUUAAUGUUGUAGAGGAGAUAUACAGCAGGACUCUCACAGGCAGUAUCACUACACCUCCUCUGCUCAUUGUAUUUUACAAGCGACAUUCAAACAUUGAUCCUAUGUGGAAUGUGCGCCAUCUUGGUUCAAGUGCUGGCAAAAGGUACUCUCCACAGUUUGUGAAAGCUGCCAAACUACUCCAUUGGAAUGGACACUUCAAACCCUGGGGAAGGACAGCAUCUUAUGCAGAUGUUUGGGGAAAAUGGUACAUUCCUGACCCUAGCGGCAAAUUCAGCUUGAUUCGGAGGCACCCUGAUACUUACGAUGCAAAAUAGGAUUGGAAUUAUCACUUGUAUACUCUUCUCAGGAACCAUCUAACGCCACAGAGUGAAGCUGGUAAUGCUUCCACCCAGAUUGUUUUAAGAUGGAGACACAGUAACAUACUUGAAAUGCAUGCUUAAAGAGGAGGCAGCCUUGUGUAUUCCAGUGUAAGCAAAAAAAAGCUCUCAUGAACUAGCAUUUUCAACCAGAUGGGAUAUUCAAGAAUGAUCUAGGGAUAAAAAGUGUUACAAAAGAAACUACACCCAGGACUGUAUCACAACUGUAUCAUGGCAAUACUAAGUGAUUACCACGUUGUGCACAACAACAAUAUACUAAAAAGCUGCUACCACUUUUUACUGUUACUUAACCGGUGAAUAUAAGCUUUUGUGGACCUUUCUAUUGCUUGAAGACUUGUUCAAAUCCUUACAGUGAAUUUUAAGUUAUGGUUUUAUUAGUCUGUAUUUUCCAAAAACUACCCAUCAACACUAAAGCAACUUUUCUUUAAAAGUCAACUGAAGGAAACCACUCAAAUGUAUGAAUUGUGUGCAGCUCAAUCUCGUUGUCAAUUGUAGUUUACUGUUCCCUCUCAUAAAUGAACACAGGUGGUUGAGUGCCUAUCACUUUGAAAGCAAAAUGGGAUCACCAAAACAGUUUGUGGUUGCUGUGUAGUCGGGGGCUUCCUAGGUAUGCCGAUAUAUAGACAUUCGUAAAUUUAAAAGAAAAAACUGCUGCUGCCACCAAGCUAAGUACCUGUGAACAUUUAGAAUUUAAGAUGCUGAGCCAAUAAAGAAAAUCUUUGUGUA
Molecule: messenger RNA, 2434 nt
Organism: Rhineura floridana
Lineage: Eukaryota; Metazoa; Chordata; Lepidosauria; Squamata; Rhineuridae
Gene: GLT8D1
Product: glycosyltransferase 8 domain containing 1
Exons: 10
Coding region: 527-1645 (372 amino acids)
Cellular component (GO): Golgi apparatus
Molecular function (GO): glycosyltransferase activity
Source: RefSeq, a predicted model, not a curated record